This is a messenger RNA of Salvia splendens (bonfire salvia), 888 nucleotides long. Its product is annotated as probable calcium-binding protein CML13. Lineage: Eukaryota; Viridiplantae; Streptophyta; Magnoliopsida; Lamiales; Lamiaceae. Gene Ontology annotation, cellular component: myosin II complex. The transcript has 2 exons. The coding region runs from base 8 to 517 and encodes 169 amino acids. The record is from RefSeq and is a predicted model, not a curated record. Gene Ontology annotation, molecular function: calcium ion binding.
AAAUCCUAUGACCGUGGAUGUUGGCACUAGUCUAGUAAAACAGGCAGCAAAAAACCAGUCAAAUCCGCCGAUCAUGGGGAAAGAUCUGAGCGAAGAUCAGGUUUCCUCAAUGAAGGAGGCUUUCACGCUGUUCGACACCGACGGCGACGGCAAGAUUUCCCCGUCGGAGCUCGGAAUCCUGAUGCGGUCGCUCGGCGGAAACCCUACGCAGGCGCAGCUGAAGUCGAUCAUCGCCGAGGAGAAGCUCUCCCCGCCGUUCGACUUCCCUCGCUUCCUCGGCCUCAUGUCGAAGCAUUUGAAGCCCGAGCCGUUCGAUCGCCAGCUGCGCGACGCAUUCAAGGUGAUCGACAAGGACGGGACCGGAUGCGUCGUCGUUUCGGAUCUCAGGCACAUCCUGACCAGCAUCGGGGAGAAAUUGGAGCCUGCGGAGUUUGACGAGUGGAUCCGCGAGGUGGAUAUCGGAUCCGAUGGCAAGAUCCGGUACGAGGACUUCAUUGCGCGCAUGGUAGCUAAGUGAAAAGGCGACUUUCGAGGCCACUGAGGUUCUGUUCAUAUGAAAGCAAUAUAGUAGACAUGUGCCAUAUGUGACUGGAAUUUGGGAUGAAGCAACUUCUCUUUAUAACUAUUCUCUGUGGCUGCAUAUGAGUUGUCUGAGAUGUGCGCUCCGCAUUUGUGGUCACAGGUGAUUGACAUUCCGGUUGUGCUGUGCCUUGACUCGAAAGCAGGAAGCUGUGUUUGUGUCUUUAUAACUUAACUCUCGUGCUGUCCUAGUGUGUGUAAGUUGGUAUUAAUUUGACUUGAAUGUGUGUUAAACCUCUUGACAUUCGGGCUAUGGACUAUUUCUAGUGUUUGCUGAUGAAUCUGUGAAUAGCGGAUUAAGCUUCUGAA